CUCACUUUUUACACAUUGGUAUCAUUGCUCUACUUUUUUUGCUCGUCAAUCACAGUCAACGAAAACUUGAAACUAAGCUAGAAUGAGCGCACCGAUCCGUCGCAAGUUGGUCGUCGUGGGUGAUGGUGCCUGCGGCAAGACCUGUCUCCUUAUCGUCUUCUCCAAGGACCAGUUCCCCGAGGUCUACGUCCCCACCGUCUUCGAGAACUAUGUCGCCGAUAUUGUUGUCGACACUAAGGAAGUCGAGUUGGCCCUUUGGGAUACCGCUGGCCAGGAAGAUUACGACCGUCUUCGCCCCCUGUCGUACCCCGACACGAACGUCAUUCUUAUGUGCUUUGCGAUCGACUCGCCCGACUCGCUCGAGAACAUCCCCGAGAAGUGGGUCCCUGAGGUGCACCACUUCUGCCCCGGCAUCCCGUUCGUCCUUGUUGGCUGCAAGAAGGAUUUGCGCAACGACGAGGACACCAUCCGAGAACUUGCCAAGAUGAAGCAGAAGCCCGUCACACAGGAGGAGGGCAUGGCCAUGGCAGAGCGCAUCAAGGCCUACCAAUACAUUGAGUGCUCGGCAAAGAACAAGGAGAACGUCCGAGAGGUGUUUGAGACUGCCACCCGUGCCGCUCUUAUGGUCAAGGGCAAGAAGAACAAGCGAUGCCUGAUCCUCUAAACAGCCAAAAAACAAAAAAUUCUUCCCGAUAACCAAAGAAACGAAAAUACCCCCAAGCACGAUUUGAAGAGAAGAAAAAAAAAACCAAACGAAGCAGUUUUUUUGCGUUUGUUGAACGAGACUGUCUUUUUGUUUGCUUGAUCUUUUUUUCAUUCGUGUUUGUUAUGUGAAUGUUGUAAUGUUGUGUUUAUGUGGUUUUAUAAAAACAAAAAAAUUGCCAGCCCAA
This is a messenger RNA of Capsaspora owczarzaki ATCC 30864, 890 nucleotides long. RefSeq names its product guanine nucleotide-binding protein Rho. Gene Ontology annotation, biological process: small GTPase-mediated signal transduction. Gene Ontology annotation, molecular function: GTPase activity; GTP binding. NCBI's taxonomy places the organism in Eukaryota, Filasterea, Ministeriida, Capsasporidae. The record is from RefSeq and is a predicted model, not a curated record. The coding region runs from base 83 to 664 and encodes 193 amino acids. The transcript has 2 exons.